Symbiodinium necroappetens is the source of this 2325-nucleotide messenger RNA. The record is from the annotation of a GenBank genome assembly. NCBI's taxonomy places the organism in Eukaryota, Dinophyceae, Suessiales, Symbiodiniaceae.
AUGUCGGAGCCUCCAGCUACCAGCAAUUUUUACCUAAGGAGCCAGGGAAUUUCCUUUGCUCUUCCUGUUGCCCUAGAGCCUGCUCGCGAAGCUGACGACUUGAAGCGUGUGGCAGUGGAGUUGUCUGCAAAGCGUCGCCGCACGAACAUCCCCAAGCUUCCGUGGGAGACAGGUCCCAUGAGCAUGAUUUUUUCUGCUGGGCCUGUCGUGCCUGCACGUGACUGGUCUUGCUCAGGUGUGCUGUUGAGUGCAGGAGCUUCUGAACAAGUUGUGAGUGAUGGUUUCGAGGGAGUGGCACCGCAGGAGCUAGGGCAGGUUACAGCUGCUUUUGGAAAGCGGCUUUUGCGCAUGAGGGCUCCGACCUCUGAGGAGCAGAUCCGUGCAGCUGCUUUGAAACGGCUUAAGCUUCUUGUGUGCCUGGACCCAACUGCUUCGAAGCUCGGCGUGUCAUUGCUUGACCAAAUGCAGAACUUGUGUGAUGAUGAAACAGUUGCUCGCUCCAUCUCCGAUGCAUUUCGAGCGAAAGCCUCACAGACUUUGAUCAAGAGGGCUGGGUCUCUUGAACGUUUUGCCAGAUGGUGUUUUGAUCAGGAUCUGCCUUCGCCCUUUCGAGCUGACGAGCAAAUCAUGUACAGGUACCUGUGCGACCUCAGGGCAUCAGGCGCAAAGCCGACGUCACCCAACCACUUCCUGCAGGCAUGGCGUUUCUUGCAUGGUGCCAUCGGCUUGAUUCACAGCCCGCCUUCUGAUGUGAUCUCGACGAGGUGUGAAGGUGCCUCAAGAGACCAAUACUUAACUAAAGCACCGUUGCGACAGAAGUCACCCUUGACCCGUCAUCAGGUCGAGGAGCUUGAGCGUGGAGCUGUUGAGAGUACUGAUACCAAAGAGGUUUGCGUUUUAGGGCAGAUCCUUUUCUGUCUGCAUGCCUCCUGCAGGUGGUCGGAUAGCCAGCGCAUUGUCAGCAUUGCCCGCCAGGAAGCUAAUGGGGUUGUGCUUUUAGUCGUUGAUGCCUUGACUGCGAAGCAUACCUACUCUCAGGAGAGUCAGCGGGUUUUACUGCCGUACGCUGCCCUUGGGCGAGGACUGUCGGGCCAUGAUUGGUCCGAGGCUUGGCUAUCGGCGCGUGAGGCCGAGGGCCUGGUGGUAGGCAAGGACAUGUGCCUGCCCAGCUUGCGCUCUGAUGGUUCAGGCUGGCUAGGUGUCAGGAUGAGUUCGACAGAGGGCCAGAUCUUUCUUCAAGAAGGCCUAGCUGGAGUUGAUAAGAGUGCUGUUCCCCUUUCACAGCUGGGAACGCACUCACUUAAGGCUACCCUCUUGACUUGGGCUCAACGUUCUCCUGUCGUUCCUUUCAAGAUGUGGGAACGCAAGCUGAUGGGUCACCAUUCUCUUGGUAAGGAAAGAUCGGCCUUGACUUAUUCGCGACAGGCCUAUGCCACCCUCAUGGGUAAGGUCCAGGCCAUGAUGGAAAGCAUAGCCGCCGGCAAUUUUGAUCCCGACAUGUGCGCUGCUGGUCGGGUUGCACAGGUGGCUGCUUCGUACCGUGCCAAGGGCAGUGAUGAGGGCCAACGCAUGGUGCGCAGACAGGAUGAUGACGAGGCGGCAGAGGCUGUGGUCGAUGCCUUAGAUCCUUCGAUUUUCCCCCGGGUGCAGUUUGAGGGUGGAUGGGCGUACAGCACACGGUUGGGAAAUGUCUUUUCCUUCAGUGUGCAUGUGGCAGAACGGAUCCACUUCGUGAUGGCCUUUGCGAUAGCCCUCGCUGCCUUCCUCGAGCGAUGUCGGCGCAUAGAGAUGACUGAAGCGACCAUCGAAGGGCUGCGCGCCCUUGAAGAAGGGCAGGUCAUUAAGUUCAUUGGUGACACCUUCCCUGAUUUAAAGGCGAGGGUGGAGCCUCCGCCCGUUGAUGCCCCGCCUCGCAAGAUGCCUGUUGCUGAGCGCCUGGCUCGUGAGAAAGCCCAGCGUGAGAAACUCAAUGGACUCAUUUGGGCCUGGCCAAGGUCGCAGGAGAUAUCUUGUGUAAAGCGUGACAAGUCUGUGCUUGUGGACACAGAUGGCGGCCUCAAGGUGACGGCAAAGAAUCAUGACAUGAGCUGUGAUGCGUCGACUGAGUAUGCUCUCCGCCAGGCCUGGCAGCGACGAAGUCUUGCUUUCGACUUGGCAGGGCUGGGAACCUUUCAUGCACUUGAGGGUUGGGUCAACAAGAUGUUCUUGGUUCUGUCGCGGCCCAUCCCUCCGGGCUAUAAGCCAGUCAACAUACACCAGUUGAUUAGCGCUGAUCGUGCCCUCUUCAUUCGGGCGGCCGACGCUCUGGUGGGCAGCUUAACAGGU